AUGCGGAAGUCUUGCGUCAGAUGUAUUGUACUUGGCAGAGGAUUGCGCGAUUUGCCAUCCUUUUUUGUUGUUGUUUCGAAGGAUGUGGGAGUUAAGGAGCUGGUUAGUAGACAAUGGCAAGGUUCUAGAAAGUUGAAGGGGUUUUUAACGGUUUUCAAAUGGAUACGCCAAGGAACUGGAAGUUCUACAAGAAAAAGUUAUUACGAAGUGUUUUGAAAACUCGUGGUUCAUUUUAUAUCCGAAGACUCAAAGUUGAUCUAAGCGAAAAAGGAUUUUCUCGAUUUUAGAAAAAAAAACAUCCCAUUCUUUCUUACUUUCUUGUUGCAACCAGCAAGCUCAACAGUUUAUCCGUUCCUAAAAGGACCCCUUGAGCUGGUACAUUCAAGUGACCACCGAGUGUUUCCUCCCCCAAAAAGUUGGUAGCCAGCUUCGCUUCCGCUCGGGCCGCGACGAUUUCUGUGCAAACAGUGAGCCCGAGCGCCGUCGUCAUGUCGGAAGGCGUCGACCUCGUCACCUGCUCUCAGCGGGGUAAUUCGCGUGUGGCGCUUCCUUCCCGACGACAACCUCCGUGUUUGCAAUGGCAUUAACAAAACAAGCCUAAGCCUCUGUCAGAUGCUCUGUUUUUUUACACCUCUAGGAUGGGCUCGUGUGUUUGUUUCGGUACACGUGGAGAGAGAACGUUGGACUUUUUUUUGGAACUGUAUAUUCAAGUUAGAACUGUUGGAAAUGAAUUUUAAGGUUUUUUCUUCUUUAAGAAGAUGGUCCUGAUAAGAUUAGAGUUUGUACAGCCCUUUCAGAUGCUAUGGAUCACUGUUGAUUUCUUUUUCAGGGAAGAAUCAUCUUAAUUUUCACUAUUUGUCUGAAUUUCGGGUUAAGCAGACUGUGAACUCACUAUGUUUGUCUUCCGGGUCGAUUUCGCGAAUUUCAGUUGAGAAGGUUUGAAAAGUUAGUGCUGGUGGGAUUUUGAUACAAAAUAACGUCCCGCAGAUUUUCAACUCUAAAUUCCAGACUAAUCAGACUUUUCAGUUUUUUGCCGUCAAGAAAGUUUUUCAUAAGUCGGCUUUCUUUAUUCCUUUUUUCUUGAUAAUUUAUAUUUUUUCAAGGCGAAAGAUGAAUAUUUUAAAACUAUAACUUGUUCACAGCACCUCUCUGAGUGUUUCGAAGGCUCCUGUUGCCAAAAAUAAUUUUGAAAAACCUUUUCAUUCAAAUUGACCAACACUUCUUGAAAUUAAACUCGAUUUGAGAGGAAGUGUACCGGUAGGAGGUUCUGGUUGAGGUAUUAAAGGAACGAUGAGGAAAAGAUACCUUCGGGGUGGUUGGUAUAUCGUUGGGGAAUCUUUCUGGUUGGCUGAACCGCCGCCCUACUGCGACAUACGGCCGGCCGACCUUUUUGAGGUGCCUGCCAGUCGGUCCUCAGUUCUGCAGAUUCCAGUGUUUUCUCUAUCAUUCAUUCUUUCAUAAUUCAUUCGGUUAAUUCGAUUAAUCGUUGAAAGAAUUGAAAUGUUCAGCUCCAACAAUUUUCGGUUAAAGUUAUAGUAAGGCUUGACCCAAAACUAUCCGAUGUGUCAAAAAGUUUGAAGGUUAAGGAAAUUUUUAAUUUUUUUACAUGAUUGAAAAAAUCUAAUCUUAUCGUAACCCAAACUUCCGAGUUGAGAAUUUUUCCUGUCAAGCUCUCUUUUUUUUUAAUUGAUUGAAAUUCUGAGAAAAAGUUAAUCGAACAUCGGCUUCCUCUGCCAUGAAGUUUGAUCGUCCAAAACCUAAAAACGACCCUAAUUUUCAUCUAAUCCUCUGUCUAAUACCCUUAUUGGGCGGCGGCGGUAAAAAUUCUGUCGUCCGUGAAAACGGCGACAACUUAAUUUGAUUAGUCUCUUCUCGUGAAAAGUGUAGGCCUACUGUAGGAGAUUAUCGCCCUAAGAAAGGACUAUUCUUAGAGAGAAAAAAAGAAGUCGACUUAUAAAUUUUCUUAUCAACUUUAGAAGUUUAACAGGAACUCUAUUUGAAUAAUAAGCAGAAAAAUUAGCUUUCAAUUGGUCCUACAAUGAAAAAGUACUGUUUGAGAAAUGGCAUUCUCCAUACAAUGGAAAAAAAAAGCACAGAAUACUUUAACCGAUGAAAUAUCCGUUACAAGGCCUUCUCUCCGUACUUUCAAGCCUCAAUUCACUGGAAUUUUUUCACAAGAAGUCUUUCAUUUACUGUAGAUCAGACUGUUGACGUUCCAGAACCAUUUUUUCGCGACAUUUCUUGAUCCUUUUAAUUUUCGGACAAGCUAAAGUUGAACGAGUAGAGUCCUCGGCCAAUACAAACACGAUAAUGCGGGGCCAUUGUGAGGCCAACACUGGAUUUACAGCGACCACCUCCAUAGAAGUAAUCCCUAAUCCUUGAGCCACCUUCUUAGGAAGCACCACCUAACGUUAAUCUCUAUCGCGGGUUCACACAGUGACACCACCGUUUGUUUUGUUUUUCUUUGGUUUUGGCUUUUCCCCCUUUUUUUUUUGAAUGUUGACUCUGAAUUUUUCGAUGAAAAAGAUCAUUUUUUGACAGGCCCUUUCAGACUCGUAUCUUUUUUCAUAAACCUUUCCCAACUUCAUCAUACAGUAAGAAAUCCAAAUUGAAGUAUCUCAAUUUAACGCAGGGAAAUGUCUGAACUUCAAAAUUUUUUGGUUCGAAAAUUCUUUGAAAGCUAAAUAUGUCUCGUUUUAGAAGAAAUAUUAAAAACAUGAUUCUCAUUUUUCGGCUUUUUUAUAAUUUUCCGAAAACCUAUUUUGUAAAACAUGCUUGAACGUAUUCAAGAAGUCACUGCUUUUUUUUAUUGAACUAAAAUGUUUUUCACUUACAAAUAUUCUCAAGAACUGUGAUUAGAUGUGCUGAACGGUCUGAAGAAUCAUAGGAACCGUGGAGAAAACAAAAAUUGAGAUUGGGAUCUUUAAUUCAUAUAUUCUAGUGCUGUAGAUCAGUUGAACGCUCAUGAAAUAAGGAUUUUUCCAGUCAAUUCAAUCUUUAAUAGUUCUAUUUUUAGUUGAAAAUUGACUUUAAAACAGUCACACUUCGAAAUGUAUGGCUUUAACUUUUGAACUUCCAUUCUUCCACCUCUUACUGUUGAUUUCAGACCUUCACACCUUCAAAAAGCAGCCGACGUGACACCUCCGACACUUUUUCGGUCUCUUUCAAAAUAAAAAAGGCAACAUCAAGGCAAACAAACGGGAAGAAAAGUGGGCGGCGCUGCGACGCAGCCAAUGGAAGCGCUGCUGGUGGGCGGAGUCGGAACGACUUUGACGACCACGGUAUUCCAUCCAGCGACGGCGACGACGGCGACGAUCAAAAAGAAAAAGAGCCCACCGCAAAUGUCGUCUUAUCCCUAUUUUCUGCCCGAUCAUCACCAUCACCGCGCCAUGGCUUCUUGUCUGAGCAACGUAUCGGCGCCGAGCAGGUGAUUGGACUGAAUUUCUGUUCAGUGUAGAUUUUGUGAGAUUUCCGAGAUCUUUUAAGUAGGAGGUUUACGUUAGGUUUUUAGAGCAAGCACGGCUCCUUGAGCGUUCUGACAAAGUUAGAGAAUAACAGAAUCAUUUUCAUAUUUUGAGUUGUGAGAAAGAUUUCAACGUUUUCUCUUAUCUUUUCGUUGAAAUAUGAAUGUUUUGAAAUAAUCAAAAAUCGGUUACCUUUGUCUCAAACUCACAAACACAUAUUGAUACACCUAAAUCAAUAUAUGAACUAUUAUUAAAAAAAGAAAAAAAGAACUUUUUGAAAAAGUUGUUCUACGAAUUUAAAGCUUAACGAUCCAUUUUUGAAGUUUUCCAUUUUUCUGACUCGGUAACUGAUUCGAUUAGUCGUUGUUUGUAAACAAAAAAAUUGAUUUUUUUACUGGAGUUAGAUUUUUUUAAAUGUACUUCACGUAAGUCGCUUUCGAUUGGAGUUUCCUAUUUUUUUGCUAUUUUUUUAUUGUAUCUUUCUAACAUGAAAAGUCAACAAAAAAAUGUUAUUUGCAAAAUUCGAAUCUUUUGGUUUUUAUCUCGAAGUUUUUGAUUUAAGAUUGAUCAUUUUGCCGGAAUGAAGAUUUUCUUCUUGAAGUUGAAUUCGUAAGCUUGCAGUUCUGGCACGAAUCCCUUCUCGAUAGAGAACAUUCUGUCGUCACGCGUACAGCUGCCGAUUCUGCCCUUGCAAGCCGCCGCCGACUCGUUCCAGUUUCCCUGGUCCUUGCCGACGUACCCUUUUGUUUGUAAGUUUAAAACUGAGAUAAAACUUUCCUUUCUUCUGAAAACACCUAAAAAUCAAGGCGACACAAAUUGAUGACCCCAAAGAAAAAUUAAUGUUAAAUAAAUCAAUAAGGAUGUAAAAAACAUAGAAGAAGCUAAAUUUUUUGAUUUUUUUAAAAAGAGUUUCUUUUUUUUUCUAGGUUCUCUUCUUGGUCAAUAUUUUUCAACGAACAGCGCAAGUUUUCUAAAAACCUUGAAAGAAUAAUCUGAGAAGCAUAUCUGUUUUUGCGGUACCUUCUGUUCAUUCUUUAGUUGAUUUUCCAGCUCUCCUGUCCCCGAUGAUGCCGACGAUGAUCCCGCCAUACCACCUCCUGGCCCGACGAAAACGUCGCCACCGGACCAUUUUCUCAGAAGAACAACUUCAGAUCCUGGAAAACACUUUUGUCAAUACGCAUUAUCCUGACGUUUCGACCCGGGAAAAGCUCGCCAUCCAGUGCGAUUUGAAGGAGGAACGAGUCGAGGUAAUAGUUGGAAAAAAUCAAAAAAUAGUUCAAAAUUCGGCUGGAUAGGGUUGUCACUCUUUAGCCUUUUUUCAGUGUUGAAACAGUUCAGUAGUAGUGGAAGUUUAAAGUACAAAACAGUUAGGAAAUUUGAUUUCGAAGUUUCUUUUCAGAAAUUUUCCGUUUAUAGGUCUAAAUAGAGCUUUUUAAACUGAUAAAAAAAAGUAAAUUUGUUUGUUUUUAAAAAAAGAAAGGUUAAAAUUUUUGGGAGUUCCUAAGACGAUUUUUUCUUCGAUAUCAAAAAUCUCCAAUUUUUCUCAGCUUCUAGAGACUUUUUUCAUUCCUCUGGUUGCUCUCUUGCGAUAAUCCUUCUAUUGUUUUUUCACCAGUUUUUUUUUCAAGGGUACAGUAAUCCUUCCUGACGGCGCGUGCGGUACGAUUAUCUUGCAAAAAGAUUCGGCGGAACUUUUGGAAAUGUUUACUUGGGAAGACCUGAAGAGAAUUCGCCAUUGCACUUAUUCUUCAAGUGUGAGAAGAUUUAGUUUGACUUUUUGUUGCUAUAAGGUGAAGAACAAGCUUUUUGGAUACUUAAAUCAAGUCUGCGUUCCUUUGAAAACUUUUGAUUCCUGAAUUAGCUACUUAAAUGUCUUUCGACUCCAAAACUGUUGAUUUUUUAAAAGUGUUCCUCAUACUCAGAAAUUCUUACAAAUUUUCAAAUAAUUUUAAACCUUUAGUCAACAAAAUUAGAAGAACUUGACGAGUUGUCCUCGCAGAGAGGACGAUAAUUCUGCGAACAACACAGACACACCAAAUACAGUAAUCCUCUCUCUCCGUGCGCAUCAUCCUUCUCCACCACCUUGGAAUCAACUGAACCGGAAAAGUGUACGUCGCAAUCGAUUAGAGGCGCGCCGCCCCGUGUUGUUCUGGCUUCUCAUUAUCGUAUUAUCGGUUCGAUCCCCUUUUUGCGGAAAGAGAAGGAAAAGCGAUAUUUAAUACACAUUGCGCCAUACAGUUUAGGCUGAGCCCCCUAAUUUUGAGUCGCCUUUCGCCAGCUGUCAGUUUAGGCGAGUUUAGGUCAGUGAGCUAUUUUCUUCGAGGAAAUUUUUGGAAGAUUAUGAAAACUCAGUCCUCGAUAACGCAAACCGCACACGCCCUGUAAGUUUCUGAGCAUUUCAAGUAGUCACUCAAGACUACUGAAGCUGCUGAAGAAAUCAUUAAAAAAAAACUCAAAAACGUUCGAGUCCAGUGGGAUGGUAGAAGAAAAGUUUUUAAAACUGUUUAACACUUUUCUUUUGUUUUCAAGUUAGCCAUUCUUUUUUCCCUAUAGUUAAUAAAUCGCUGUCCUGGGCCUUCAAAUGCUUUCUAACUUUGAUUAAAUCGCCCUGGAACGGUUAGUAACUGUAGGGAGUUUCGAACUUUUGCCUAAUCAACUUCUAUUACUGCUUAUUGAAACCUUUUUUUUAUUAAGCCCCUAUUUUUGGGAUGUCAAUGUUUUUCAAAGUUUCAAAGGACGUUAUUAUUACUAUACAGGAAUUUUUUUGGAGCUUAUCAAUUUGAUUAAAUGAAAAACUGAGCAAGUUGGACUACGGACCGACUUUAAAACGAGUUUGAAGCUUUGGAAAAAAAAAAUUUUCUUUCGAAUUUUUUGAUUGAAUAAGUAUCUUGAUAAUGUUUAUAUUGAAAAUUAAAUCCUUGAAUCGUCAAUUUUCAGGUUUGGUUCAAAAAUCGAAGGGCGAAAGAGCGUAAACAGAAGAGAGAUGACGUCAGCAACAAAAAUAUCAAGGUGCGAAAUUUAUAAAAAAAAAACGAUGGAAAGAAGUUGAUACGUGAUACUAUAGUUCAAAGUUGAUGCGCAGUUAAAUUGAGACUUUUCAAAAAUUCUUUUUUCAUGUGAGGACAUACUAAGAUAUGUUUAAAAAGUGGGUGUACCAGCAUUUAGCAUCUGGCUCUACUUCAGGGUUACUUUCCAAACCGUUCGAAAUCCGUGGAGCGCGUCUGGUCAAAGGCCAAGCUUCUUUGAUCAUAAUGAUAAAGAGAAACUGAGUUUGUCUCUUAAAAAUUUCGAUACUCAAUUCUGUGCUCAAAAGCUCAGUCAAAAAAGCUCUUCAGGUCUCGCUGAGCGACGAUUCUGAGUGUGACGUCAGUGACGACGAAGAGCCACGAUCCGCGAAGCGACGUCGCCUCGAAUCGAAAAACGUUCAGUCGUCGUCCCCGGAAACGAAGUCCUCAACGGAAAAAUCCUCUUCAUCGCCCAAUAAAUGA
Messenger RNA from Caenorhabditis auriculariae, 6952 nucleotides. NCBI's taxonomy places the organism in Eukaryota, Metazoa, Nematoda, Chromadorea, Rhabditida, Rhabditidae. The record is from the annotation of a GenBank genome assembly.